AAUAAGCGCAUACGGCGGGAGUCGACGGUUGAGGGUAUCUUUGUGCACUGGUGUAAUACCAACUGAAGAAAGAUUCCCUUCACCCAUCCUUUGUAGCUUAGCUAGCGGUUUUAGAGUGCGCCACAUCGUUUAACACCAAAACUCAUAUCCUCCAUCUUUAAUCUCUUUCUCUCCCUCUCAUAGCAUACUCAUCUUGCUAAAAUGGCAGCUAGCUCCGUUCCAAUGCUCCAAUUCCCAGCGCAAUCCCUUCAUUCUAAGUCCCCUUCUUCCACCACUUUCAGAUCCUUUACUUUUUCACUUCCAAAAUUAACUGGAAAUUCAGGGAGGUAUAGUGUAAUCCGGUGUUCUUCUUCGAGUGGAAGAAAGCCGGAUGGUUAUUCCGCGGACAAGGAAGUGAAGACGGUCGAGAAGAUUCUAGAAGAGAAACGGAGAGCAGAGUUGUCGGCUCGUAUUGCUUCCGGGGAAUUUACUGUUGAGCAAUCUGAGAUUCCAUCAAUCCUCGUCGAUGGGCUAUCGAGAUUGGGUGUUCCUAAGGGGUUUCUUGAAUUUUUGUCUAAAAUGCUGGGCGGCAGUGAAGCAUAUCCUCAGAUUCCGGAGGCAAAAGGAUCUAUUAAGGCCAUUAGGAGUGAAGCCUUUUUCAUCCCACUGUAUGAGCUUUACCUCACUUAUGGUGGAAUAUUCAGAUUGACAUUUGGCCCCAAGUCUUUCUUAAUUGUAUCAGAUCCUUCUAUUGCCAAACACAUAUUAAAAGACAAUUCAAAGGCUUAUUCCAAGGGUAUCCUAGCUGAAAUUUUGGAUUUUGUAAUGGGGAAGGGACUCAUCCCUGCGGAUGGGGAGAUAUGGCGUGUCAGGCGGCGUGCUAUUGUUCCAGCAUUGCACCAGAAGUAUGUAGCAAAAAUGAUUGGCUUGUUUGGACAAGCAACCGAUAGAUUGUGUAGUAAACUCGAUGCUGCCGCAUCGGAUGGAGAAGAUAUGGAGAUGGAGUCCCUUUUCUCACGCUUAACACUGGAUAUCAUUGGAAAAGCUGUAUUCAAUUAUGACUUUGAUUCAUUAAGUGUUGAUGCUGGUAUAGUUGAGGCUGUAUAUACUGUCUUGCGUGAAGCAGAAGAUCGAAGUGUUGCACCAAUUCCAUUUUGGGAGAUUCCCAUAUGGAAAGACUUUUCACCUAAGCUGAAAAAGGUCAACACAGCACUCAAGUUGAUAAAUGACACUCUGAACGAUCUGAUUGCGAUAUGUAAGAGGAUGGUAGAUGAAGAAGAGUUACAGUUUCAUGAGGAAUACAUGAACGAACAAGAUCCUAGUAUUCUCCAUUUUCUGUUGGCAUCAGGGGAUGAUGUCUCAAGCAAGCAACUUCGUGAUGAUUUGAUGACCAUGCUUAUAGCUGGACAUGAAACAUCGGCUGCAGUGCUGACUUGGACAUUCUAUCUUCUUUCCAAGGAACCUAGUGUUGUGGCCAAGCUUCAAGAUGAGGUUGAUUCAGUCCUAGGUGACCGAUAUCCAACCAUUGAAGAUGUGAAGAAACUCAAAUAUACUACUCGAGUGAUUAAUGAAUCUUUGCGACUUUAUCCACAGCCACCCGUCUUGAUUCGCCGUUCUCUUGAGGAUGAUGUACUUGGAAAAUACCCAAUUAAAAGGGGCGAAGAUAUAUUCAUUUCUGUAUGGAACUUACACCGGUCCCCCAACCAUUGGGAAGAUGCUGAUAAGUUUAAUCCCGAAAGAUGGUCUAUAGAUGGACCUAAUCCAAAUGAAACAAACCAAAAUUUCAGUUACUUGCCAUUUGGUGGAGGCCCAAGGAAGUGUAUUGGAGACAUGUUUGCCACAUUUGAGACAGUAGUUGCAGUUGCCAUGCUUAUUCGAAGAUUUGAAUUUCAACUUGCUAUUGGAGCUCCACCUGUUGAGAUGACGACAGGGGCAACAAUUCACACUACACAAGGUUUAAAGAUGACCGUGACACGGAGGAUAAGACCUCCAGUGGUUCCAACAUUGGAGAUGCCACUACUGGAGGUAGGUUCCUCGGCAGAUGUCUCAGACAUAACAGAUAAAAAAGGUGAGGUCUCUGCUGCGAGAUCUUCAGUGUAGUUUUGGCCCCAAAUAAGCAUAAUCACAAUAACGCCUUACCCGAUUCAUCAAUCAUGACUCUGCUAAGUUUCAGCUCAACUCUUUGCUGGCGGGUAAGUUUUUCAUAUGGGGUUCAUCUCUAUAUUGUAAUUUGAUGAGCCAAAGAAAUAUGUUCUUUGCAUUGUAGCAAGUUAUUAAAAUGAACCCAAUUCUUUGUGUGAAUUAGGAAAUUUAUAACAGUCCAGCAUAUAGUGUAAUCAAUUGUUAUGGGAUAUUAAUGUAUAGUAUGAAGCAUGAAUCCUAAGAACAAUUUGAACUGCCACUUAAAAGAAUGUUGUGCAGCCCAAAUUUGAAA
This is a messenger RNA of Ipomoea triloba (trilobed morning glory), 2413 nucleotides long. RefSeq names its product protein LUTEIN DEFICIENT 5, chloroplastic. Lineage: Eukaryota; Viridiplantae; Streptophyta; Magnoliopsida; Solanales; Convolvulaceae. The record is from RefSeq and is a predicted model, not a curated record. Gene Ontology annotation, cellular component: chloroplast. Gene Ontology annotation, biological process: xanthophyll biosynthetic process. The transcript has 16 exons. Bases 202 to 2079 code for a protein of 625 amino acids. Gene Ontology annotation, molecular function: beta-carotene 3-hydroxylase activity; iron ion binding; oxidoreductase activity, acting on paired donors, with incorporation or reduction of molecular oxygen.